Mesitornis unicolor (brown roatelo) is the source of this 329-nucleotide messenger RNA. Its product is annotated as haloacid dehalogenase-like hydrolase domain-containing protein 2. Gene Ontology annotation, molecular function: phosphatase activity. The record is from RefSeq and is a predicted model, not a curated record. The transcript is spliced from 3 exons. Lineage: Eukaryota; Metazoa; Chordata; Aves; Mesitornithiformes; Mesitornithidae. The annotation marks the transcript as partial.
AUGGCUGCAGAAGCUGACAUAAAAUCACAGCACAGGCUGCGCAGCGCACCUGUUACCAUUCGCUUCGUGACGAACACAACGAAGGAGUGCAAGCGAGACCUGCUGGACAGGCUGACGAAGCUGGGGUUUGACAUCGCAGAAAAUGAGAUCUUCACGUCUCUGACAGCAGCCAGAAAUCUGCUGGAGCAAAAGCAGGUGCGGCCUCUCCUUCUGGUGGACGAUAAGGCCCUGCCUGAUUUCACAGGCAUGGCCACUGGUGACCCCAACGCAGUGGUGGUAGGACUGGCUCCUCAGCACUUUCACUACGAGAUGAUGAACCAGGCGUUUCG